AUGGCACGCAAGAGAAGUAACACAACCACAUCCCUCCCCACUCCAGCACCAGCGAACAUCGCUAAUAGGGAGUAUCACCGCUCGUCUGAGACGAACGACGCUUUCGAUCGCGACAUCGAGUAUCCCAAUUCAAGCCGCCCCUUCCUGGAACCAGAACAAGCCAACAGUGAAGAAAACAGCGGCGUGAGCAGUAGAGACGCUUACGACUUCGUCGAAGUAUCGAAAGAAGUACCACACAGUCCUUCCCCCUCUGACAUCCCAGCCGCCUGCCAUCUGGAUGAUAUACAGGAGUUGAGCAACUUGGACCAAAAGACGCGCAAACGCGGUUUGCCAAGAGCGGAGAGGAAGAGAAUGUUGUUGGAAUUGCAAGACAAGUUGACCGCAGAGCGGAAGAGGAAGGCCGAGGAGGCAGAGAAGCAGAGAGCCGAGGAGCUUGAAAAGGAAUAUGUUCAAGUGCGGAGGAAGGGUGGAGAAGAGGUAUAA
Messenger RNA from Macroventuria anomochaeta, 483 nucleotides. RefSeq lists its product as uncharacterized. The coding region runs from base 1 to 483 and encodes 160 amino acids. The record is from RefSeq and is a predicted model, not a curated record. The transcript has a single exon. NCBI's taxonomy places the organism in Eukaryota, Fungi, Ascomycota, Dothideomycetes, Pleosporales, Didymellaceae.